Messenger RNA from Prunus armeniaca (apricot), 1362 nucleotides. NCBI's taxonomy places the organism in Eukaryota, Viridiplantae, Streptophyta, Magnoliopsida, Rosales, Rosaceae. The record is from the annotation of a GenBank genome assembly.
AUGCACGCAUGCCCCAAUGAUUGCAUCUUGUAUAGGAAGGAGUAUGAGGAUUUAACUCAUUGUCCUAAUUGUGGUAUCUCAAGGUGGAAGGAAGGCAAAGAUUCAAUCUUGAAAGAGGGUGUGCCAGCGAAGGUGGUGUGGUAUUUUCCUCCAAUUCCAAGGUUUAAAAGGAUGUUUCGAUCACAUGAGACCGCUAAGAGUUUGACUUGGCAUGCUGCUAGAAAAUCAAUUGACGGUUAUAUGUCUCAUCCAGCGGAUUCCCCGUCUUGGAAACUUCUUGAUGAUAAAUGGCCCGAGUUUGGUAAUGAGCCGAGAAACUUGAGAUUGGCUCUUUCAUCUGAUGGAUUCAAUCCCCACAGUUCUCUAAGUAGCAGAUAUAGUUGCUGGCCAGUUAUCUUAGUUACAUAUAAUCUCCCUCCAUGGCUGUGCAUGAAACGAAACCCGGGAAAUGAUAUAGACGUCUACUUGGAGCCUUUGAUUGAUGAUUUAAAAUCUUUGUGGGAUGGGAUUGGAGGAGUGUAUGAUGCACAUAAUGGAGAAUACUUUACACUCAGAGCUGCAUUAAUGUGGACAAUUAAUGAUUUCCCCGCCUAUGGAAACUUAUCUGGUUGUGUUGUUAAAGGAUAUAAAGCUUGUCCAAUAUGCGGCGAUGAUACACCUAGUCACAGGUUGAAAAAUGGCCACAAAAUUUGUUACAUUGGGCAUAGAAAAUGGUUACCGAUCAAUCAUCCAUAUAGGAGGCAACGUGCAGCUUUUAAUGGGAAACCUGAAUAUGGCACGCCUCCUGAGCCAUUAACCGGAGAAGAAGUGCUGCAUAUGGUUGAAGAUGGUGACAGAGUUUGUUGGAAGAAGAAAUCAAUAUUCUUUGAUCUCGAGUAUUGGAAAUACCUUCCUGUGAGGCAUGUCCUAGAUGUUAUGCACAUUGAGAAGAAUGUUUGCGAUAGUAUCAUUGGUACAUUGCUGGAGAUCCCUGGAAAAAAUAAAGAUGGGAUUGCUGCUCGAUUAGAUUUAUUGAACAUGGGGGUCAAAACUGAUUUGCAACCCGAGUAUGGAGAAAGACGUACUCGUUUGCCUCCCGGGCCUUGGAAUUUGUCAAGAGCAGAGAAGAGAGAGAAUCGUACUCGUCCCGAAGGUUGCAUUGCUGAGCGGUAUAUAGCUGAAGAAGCUGUAGAGUUUUGUACGAGCAUUUAUCUGAUGCAACAUAUGAUCCACAUCCAGACCGCUUUAUCCAAAAUUGAAAGAGAACAAAGUGGCUGCAGGAUAAGCACAAUAGCACUUUCAUUCAAUGGCUACGCUUCAAGGUUCAAAGUGAACUUAAUGAGGAAAGACAAUCAUGGCGUAUCAGAAAAUUUAAGGUGGUAG